Molecule: messenger RNA, 3413 nt
Organism: Macadamia integrifolia
Lineage: Eukaryota; Viridiplantae; Streptophyta; Magnoliopsida; Proteales; Proteaceae
Product: disease resistance protein RUN1-like
Exons: 5
Coding region: 205-2655 (816 amino acids)
Biological process (GO): defense response; signal transduction
Molecular function (GO): ADP binding; ATP hydrolysis activity
Source: RefSeq, a predicted model, not a curated record
UCGUUUUCUUGAAAACCUCACAAUUUGCAGAUUAAAAUAACUGAAAAUUUUUGUUUUAAACAAAGACCCUCAGGCGUCGCGUUGACGAACUUCAUUUCUCCGCUUCUGUUGUUGUUCUUCCGAUUCGACUACUGAGAAAACAACUGAUCAGAUCCAAGUUUCUGCUCGUAGAUCUCAAAUCAUCUUUGAAAGGGAGAGAAAAAAAUGUUUACUCUCAGGGUUGUAGGAGGGCUUGUCAUCGUUCUUCUUCUAAAGAAACUCUUCGACAAAAGAACUGAUGCUUCUGCAAAGGGUAAGAACGAGGCAGCAGCAUCAACUGCCACACAGGAGAGUGAUUCCUCUUCUUCUUCUUCACCGCUUCCCUCUUCUGGAAAGAACGACGCAGCAGCAUCAUCAUCUGCCACACAAGAGUGCGAUUCCUCUUCUUCUUCUUCAUCGCUUCCCACUUCUGGAUGGGUUUACGAGGUGUUCUUGAGCUUUGGAGGUGAGACUCGCACCCACUUCACCGACCACCUUUACAACGCUCUUCUCGAUAUUGGAAUCCGCACGUUCAGGGACAACGAAGAACUCCUAAUCGGAGAGAAGAUCGAUGAGGCGCUUCGCUCUGCGAUCCACCGGUCCAAAAUGGCCAUAGUCAUCUUCUCAAAAGACUAUGCUACCAGCAAAUCGAGCCUUGGUGAAGUUGCAGAGAUUGCGGAGUGUAUGGAAUUGAGACAAAUAAGAGUGAUGCCCGUUUUCUACAAUGUAGAUCCAUCAGAGGUCCGAAACCAGACUGGUUCCUAUGAGACUGCCUUUGUGGACCACAAGAAGAAUUUCAACCAGGAGACUGUUGAGGGGUGGAAGAAGGCUCUGAGAAAGGUUGGUGGAUUGAAAGGAUGGGAUCUGGAGAAUAGUCCCGAUAGAUACGAAGGGAAAUUAGUAAAAUUAAUUGUUCAACAAGUGGCGUCUGAAUUAGAAAAUAAUGACUUGAUUCUUCCUGGCAACAUGGUCGGAAUGGAUGCUCAUAUAGAAAAAAUGUUGAAGUUGCUAGACAUUGAAUCUAAUGAUAGACAAAUUGUGGGUAUUCUUGGUUUAGGUGGCAUUGGUAAGACAACAAUUGCCAAGUGUGUGUAUAAUGCAACCUAUCGUCAUUUUGAAGGAUAUAGCUUUAUAGCAAAUGUCCGAGAAACUUUCCAACGUGGGGAAGUUGUCUAUUUGCUAAGUAAACUUGUCACUGAUAUCUUGAACCUAGAAAAUCCAAGCAUUGCCAAUGUUGAUCAAGGAAUUGAUAUGAUUAGGCAAAGAUUAUCCAAUAAAAAAGUUCUUAUUGUUCUUGAUGAUGUGGAUGAAAUUACUUAUUUAGAAGCAAUAAUUGGGAAGCGUGACUGGUUUGGUUUUGGAAGUAAGAUUAUUAUUACAACUAGGGAUAGGCUUAUCUUAGAUGAUCUUGAAGCAGAUGGAAUUUAUGAGCCCAAUGAAAUGGAUUUAGAUCAAUCUCUAAAACUUUUCAGCAAUCAUGCCUUUAGGAUGGACGAACCUCCAGAAAAUUAUUUGGAUCUCUCAAUAGAAGUGGUAAAAACUACUGCUGGACUUCCUUCGGCACUUGUAGUUAUAGGUUCAACUUUAUUUGGUCGUGAACAAAUAGCAUGGAAAGAGACAAUACAUAAGUUAGCCAAAAGACCAAACAAGGAAGUGCUCCAGAAGUUGAGAGUAAGUUAUGAUGGAUUAAGUUUUGAAGAGAAAGAGAUAUUUCUUGAUAUUGCUUGUUUCUUUAUUGGAAUGGAUAAGAAUAUUGCAUGCUACAUAUGGGAUGACUGUGGAUAUUUCCCCGAAGUAGGAAUUGAAAUUCUUCGUCAAAAGUCAUUUGUUAAGAUUAGUGAAGAAAAUGAGUUAAAGAUGCAUGAUCAGCUAAGAGAUCUCGGAAGGGAAAUUGUUCUUCAAGAAAACUUUGAGGUUGGAAAACGUAGUAGAUUGUGGUCACAUGAGGACGUAUUGGAAGUGUUGACUACUUCAAAGGGAACUAGAAACGUUAAAGGACUCAGUAUUAAUUUCCAUGAUAGGGUAAAUAGCCAAUGUCUGAUGAUUGAAGGAUUUGCUGCUAUGACUAGACUAAGGUUACCUCAGGUCGACUAUGCCAAGGUUGCUGGAAAGUUGGUGUAUUCAUUUCCAGAAAUGAGAUGGCUUAGUUGGAAAAGAUGCCCUAUACAAUUUACACCAACCAAUCCAUGGAAAUUGUGUGUUCUUGAUCUAUCAGAUAGUGACAUCACAGAGGGCUGGAAGAUUUGGAACUAUAUCAAGGAGGCAAAAAAUCUUAAAGUUCUCAACUUGAGUAGUUGUGUUGAACUAUCCCGGAUUCCAGAUUUGUCAGAAAAUAAACAAUUGGAGAUAUUGAUUCUUGAAGACUGUAGAAAGUUGGCUACAAUUGGAGGUAUUGGUGAUCUUAAGAAGUUAGUCAAAUUGAAUGUGAAGGGUUGCAGCAGUGAAUUGUAUCUCCCAGCCAGCAUUUUCGAGUUGAAUUCUCUCGAAACACUUGAAAUUGGAAAUGCAAGAAUCAGCCAGUUGCCAGGAGCUGGAUCUUCUCUUCGGUCGCUCAUUUUCUUUCCACGAUUGAUUAUAUUGCCAGAAGAAAGGGAUGCUCGGUCAGAUCAUGGACCCAUAUCUGAAGGGGAAGAUUGAACCAGAGUGCUUCAAGAAGUUUGCAGAGACAGCAGAGAAGUGUGUGGUAGAAGCAGUGGGAUUACAAUGAGCAUUAGAGGCCAAAGUCAUACGAGUGAAGCUUCAGAUGGUUUGACACCCAGUCAAGUGUUCUCACAGAUCAUGAACCCUAAAGGACGUUAAGGUUUGUGCAGGCAGAGAGAAGUGAAGUCCAAUUUCAUGACGCAGGAGUUGGUGCUUGCUCUGUUGUUUGUGGUCGUCGCAGAAAUUGUGGGGGCAGGGGAGUCGAUAUCAGAGGCGUUCGGGUGGCUUUUCUAGCUUCAUCUCAGAUUGGAAGGAACUCAAAAGCGCUGAUGGUGGAGGCUUCUGCUUCGGCUUGGAUUCUCCAAGAGAUGGCAAUGAUUGAUGCUUUGGCGGUUGAUACAGAAAAUAAAGUUAGAGAUACGAAGAAUUUCUCUAAAUAUGUUCAUGCCGAUGGUUAGACUAGAAAGUUUGGAAGGAUUGCAUUUUAAAAAAUCAACGUUGUUCUUGUGAAGGCUUGCUCUUCUUCAAAGGUGCAGCUUUUUGAAAGGCCUAGAUUUCCCUUUCUAGGUGAUGUGUCAUUGUGUGUGUCUUAUUGCCAGUGAGCUCUCCCUGCUGCUGGUAAUGCCUUGGGUGGAAUCUGGCCUCUAGUUUUUUGAUAUUCUUUAAUUUUUUUUUUUUUUUAAUACAAAUGACCCUUCAUCGAAAAGAAGAUUAUGUGUUACUUUGGUCGUUGGAAUUGGUUGUUGAUUAUUAUG